AAACAAGAUGCUGCCCGUGGCAAGAUGGUCACUACGACCGCCACGCCGGCAAAUUCAGGCAAUAGCAUUGCGCAAACGUCCAACAACAGCGCCACGCGGGUAUCUUUUAAACCCUCAAAGACAACAGGCUUUGUCGACCCAGCCAGGGAAAGACAAUGACCCAUCUGGCACGAACAAGAAUGAGGCCUCCAGAGUAGAAGCUGUUUCAAACGCCCUCGCACAAACCCCAGACGCGGAAAACAACCUCGUCACGCCGGUAUAUAUGCCCGAAGAUCCAAACGCCGUCCUCAAAGAGACCCAUCCGGCGAUGCGAUUGCUCGACAAUUCGGCAAUUGUGGUACAGCGACAGUUGGAGAUGAUGAAUGUGCUCAUGGGCUUCGAGCAGGCCAAUCGAUACGUUAUUAUGGAUCCACACGGCAAUCAUAUUGGAUACCUGGCGGAGCGGGAUCAUGGCAUAAGCAGCACGGUAGCGCGACAAAUGUUCAAAACCCAUAGGAGCUUUACAACUCAUGUUUUUGAUAAGGAAGAGAGGGAGAUUCUGAGGUUUCAUCGACCAUUCAGUUGGAUCAAUUCUCGAAUCCGUGUGUAUGAUGCCAUCGCGCAUAAUAAUGGCAGCGCAUAUACACCAUCCUCAGCCUUACAAGGGACCAGUGUAGGCAGCAUGGUCAAUCAAACAAGUGCAAGUGUCUCCAGCUUGCCUAUGACUGAUAUGAGGAUCAUUGGAUCGGCAGAGCAAGAAUGGGCGCCGUUGCGACGAAAGUACAAUUUGUUUCUUGCGCGACAUCUGCAAGAUGCUGCACCAGGAAUGCCCCAGCUGACGUCCGGCGACCUGCCAAUAUCGGAAUCCAAAGCGGUUGUGUUAGCUGAGGACGACAAGAGAGAGGUUGGCAUGGUUCAAUUCGCACGCGUUGACGAGCCAUUUUUGUCGUGGGAUUUCGGCCUGAAGUCGGAAGAUGACCAUCUUAUCGGCUCGGUGAAUCGUAACUUUGGGGGAUUUGCUCGCGAGAUUUUUACAGACACCGGCGUGUAUGCCCUCAGAAUGGACGCUGCUGGCACACAGGAAGGCGAGCGUGUUUCUGGAAUGACCCUAGACCAACGUGCUGUUAUGCUUACAACUGCUGUCAGCAUCGACUUCGAUUAUUUUAGCCGUCACAGCUCUGGAGGAGGAUUAUGGCCAAUGUGGAUGCCUUGGAUGGGUGGUGGCACAGAAGCCGCAGGAGGAGCAGCAGCUGGCGAAGCCGCCGGAGCUGGUGCUAUGGGUGGUGCGACUGAGACUGGCAUCGCCGGUGGAGUAGGAGCUGCCGGACGAGGCGUGAGUAGUAGUGAAGCUGUCGGUUCCACGGUCACUGGUGCCGGCACCAUGGCUGGCUACGAGGCAAUGAAAGGAGCUAGAGGAGGCAAUCAGGAGGUUGAUACUCAAUCCCCCCAAGCAGCUGAACCAUUCACUCCGGAUCAGCAAGCGGGCAGCCAAGACACGGGUGAUAUCUGGAAUGAAGGUUCUGAUCCGUGGGCAGAUCAAUCUAGUGAAGAUGUCUGGGGUGGAGAUCAAAGUGGAAGCAGUGAGGGGGGAGGUUCGUCGGGCGGUGAAGGAGGUGGCUCUAGCUUUUGGGAUCUUUUCUCUGAUGACUGA
Messenger RNA from Periconia digitata, 1630 nucleotides. The record is from the annotation of a GenBank genome assembly. Lineage: Eukaryota; Fungi; Ascomycota; Dothideomycetes; Pleosporales; Periconiaceae.